UAUGCAACCAAAAGAAAUUUAACAAUAAUUACCUCCUUAAACCACUCCAUAAUAAAUGAAGACCAUCAUUUACAUUGAAAAUUUAGAUCAGGUAUGAAUGUCUUCAAUAACAUUAAUUAGGGUAUUUCAGAAGAUUAUCUAUAUCGUAAAUUUAAGGAAGUAGGUGAAAUCCACAGUUUAAAGAUUACAAAAGACAAGACCACCUAAAAAUCAAAAGGAUAAGCAUUCAUUACCUUUGCUCAUCAAGAUUCUGCUGAAGAAGCAAGAAAGAAAUUUAAUAAUUAAGUGUUCAUUAGAAAUAUUAUCAGAGUCAAACCAUACUUCAAUUAUCAUAUUGCUGAUAAAAAAGCAAAUAUCUUCAUCAACAAUUUACCAGAAGAUGCUGAUAUUUUAGAAUUGGAAUAAGAGUUUUCCAGAUAUGGUACUGUUUAAUCAGUUGAUAUUCACAGAGAUAUUUAAGGAAAGCAAUUAAAGUAUAUAAUUAAAUGUAAUAUAUUUUAGUUAUGGUUAUGUUCAAUUUGAGAAAAAGGAAGAUGCUGAUAAUUUGAUAAAGAGAGUUAUGAAUCAUCCUAUUACACACAAAGGAAAAUUACUUAAAUUGGAAUAAUUCAAAGCUUAAUCAGAGAGAAAAGUUGAAUCCAGUUCAAUCUAUUUGAGAGCCAUUGCUAAACCUUUACCAUAAAAGUAUUGGGAAUAGAGUAAGGUAAUCAGAGCAAUUGAAUAUGCAUGGUCUUUAAUAAUUAAUGAUUAUUUCUUAAAACAUGGCAUUAAGGUUAAAGAUUGCUUUGUUAAGAUUGAUUAACAUACAAGAUAACCUUGGACAAUGAUCUCAUUCGAAACAGCAGAAUAAGCAAAAGAAAAUUUAGAUAUUUGUGAAUAAUAAAGAAAACAUCCAUGUAUAAAUUCAGGUGCUCAUCAUGCAUUGGAAUUAAUUAAUAAACAUGGACCACCUCUCAAUAGUGAUGCUAGUGAAGCAUUUUCUAUUGCUGAAAUUACUUAGGCAUUUAAAGAAAUGGCUUAAGAUCAUGAUGACACUUUCAAAGGAGAAAGUGAAAAUUUCUUUUACAAUAUGGUCUACAGUAAACACUUAAAUCCAGAUGACAGAUUGAUUCUCGUUUAAAAUAUAAAGGAAGAAGUAACAAAGGAAAAAAUUCAAGAAUUCUUAUCAAGAUUUGGAAAAGUUAUUCGUCUUACAAUUAGAAAAACUAAAAAUCCUAGAUUUUAAGUUCAAUAAUGUUUUGUUCAUUAUUAAACUAUGGAAGAUUCAAAGAGAGCAAGAUCAGAAAUCUAUGAUGAAAAUAAUUCAGAAAUUUCUGCUAUAAAGAAAGAGAUAUUCAAGGAUGGACAUGUCAUGAUGAAUAUUUUAUUAUCCAAAACUAUGAGAAAGGAAUUCAAGGAAGUUAAAAAACAAAGUCAAAGUAUUUUCCAAAAUCCAGGAGGAAGAUAAUUACUCUAACCACCUUAUGUUGGAAACUUUCCAGUUAUGCCUCCUUAAAUGCCAUUCCCACCUGGAGGAUAAGGAAUGAGACAAAUUCCUCCAAGAGGAGGAAGACCUGGUCCUGGUCCUUUCCCUAUGAUGAGAAAUUAUGCUCCAAGACAUCCACCAAUGAAUAAUAAACCUGUAAAUUAAGCACUCAUGAACUAAAUGGUUCAACCUUAAGCAUUCAUUUAAGAAUUUUCUGAUUACACUUUAAUUUAAAAUAGAAUGGAAGAAUUCUUGAAGAUUCCUCAAAGUGAUUAAAGAUAUGUUCUUGGUAAUCUAUUAUUCAAAAAAGUCUUCGAAGUUGUAAAAGAUAAAGAAUCAACUAAAAAAGUUGUAGGUAAUAAUUAUAAUUAAAUAAUUUAGGUAUGUUAGUUGAUCCAUCAUAAUUUGAAAUUGGUGACAUUUUGAAUAUGUUUGAAGAUAGUUAAGAACUUUAAACUUAUAUUGAUGAUGGUCUUUUAUUGAUUAAAGAAGAAACUCAAAAAUGAGUU
Molecule: messenger RNA, 1974 nt
Organism: Paramecium pentaurelia
Lineage: Eukaryota; Ciliophora; Oligohymenophorea; Peniculida; Parameciidae
Source: the annotation of a GenBank genome assembly